Messenger RNA from Arachis ipaensis, 573 nucleotides. Its product is annotated as LOB domain-containing protein 41-like. NCBI's taxonomy places the organism in Eukaryota, Viridiplantae, Streptophyta, Magnoliopsida, Fabales, Fabaceae. The record is from RefSeq and is a predicted model, not a curated record. Gene Ontology annotation, biological process: regulation of gene expression.
AUGGCGGACGACCAAUAUGAAGACGGCCGUAUGGCAUCUGAAUCUGAAGCUAUUUUUAAAUCUUUGCUAUACAAAGCUUGCGGCCGGAUAGUGAACCCGGUUUUCGGUUCGACCGGGUUGCUAUCGACUGAAAGCUGGCACUUGUGCGAAGCAGCUGUUGAAGCCGUUCUUAGCGGCACGCCGAUUAGGCAACAGGAUGCUUCAGAUGGCGGUGACCAGCUGCUAAACCCGUCUGAUAUUCGCCACGUGGUGAAGAGGGGGAAAUCUUGCAGCUCCGAUCAUGUCCUUAAGCCCCGGAAGAGCCAGUUCAAGAGGCGCGCUGAGAAGUCGAAGCCGGAGCCGGAGGUUAAGCUGGAUCAGGGUGUAGCUGAGUUGGUGGUGGAGGCUUGCGUAGUGAAUGAGUUAGAUGACUCGGCGAGCCCUGACUCAGGGUCUGGUCUGAGUGAGCACGUAAGUGUUGUUGUUGGUGGCGGCGCAGAAGCUGAUAGCGGCUCAAUUGAGAGUGUCAAUCUGGCUCGAGCCGAUGACGGGGAGCUUGAGCUGGAGCUGACUUUGGGGUGUCAGUGGCUUUGA